AUGGUGGUGAUGACGCGGUUCAAGGGCUCGUUCGUGGAUGUGCUGCUGGUGCCCAUCAACCCGCCCCCCUCCGUGGCUCGCGACAUCUCCCGCGCCUUCAAGGCCCUCGCCAGCUGCCCGCCCGCCUCCCUCAAGGUCUCCCUCAGGCGCCCCAGGCGAGCACAGGGGAGGAGGCGGGCGCCUGCUGCUGGGGCUAUGCAGCAGCAGCAGCAGCAGCAGCUGCUGCAGUCUCCAGUUUCCAGCACUUCAUCUCAAAAAGCGUUCCCUGCUGCAACGACUCCACCUCCUCUCCCUGCUGCUUCUUCUCCGGCCGCUGAUGCGGCUCGCAGUGGAUCACCGGUGGUGCUUCCAUCAGGGGGGGCAGCAGGGGGAUCGUGCAGCUGGAAGGAGGGUCUGCGAGACCUGGUCAGGGAUCAGCAUGGCAGAGAUAUUAUGGGAGACGAGGAGGAAUACGAUGAAGACGAUAUCGAUGGGGACGCAGAGACUUAUGGGUAUCCCAGUAGUCUGUCUUGGAAUGGUGGCGUCAAAAGCAACAGCACAAACAGCAGGAGCAGUGUCCGAAGCAGGAGGCAUGCGGCCACCACAGUUCCCCCACCAGAGGGCAUUCCUGUGACGGACAGGCCGCGGCACGCGAUGGCGAAGCACCGGCAGGCGGUGCUGGCGCUGGCAGUGGAUGGUAAGCGCGUGUUUGCGGGUUCGCAGGACGGGCUGAUCACGCUGUACGAGCUGCGGGACUUCCGGUGCGUGUGCACGCUGGCAGGGCACAGCCAGACCAUCUUCUCCCUCUCCGUGCACCACGACCGCCUCUACAGCUCCUCCACCCGCGUCGUCAAAAUCUGGGACACCAACACCUUCCGCCUCCUCUCCACUCUCCGCUACUCCGAUGGAGACGUCUUUGCGCUCGCCCUCGGCCUCGGCAGGUCUGUUGCCGGCCCUGCAGGCACCUCCAUUGUCAGGUGUACCAGGGCGCCUGCCGUUGCCGCCUCUUCUGCUGCCACUGCUGUUGCUAGUGGAGUUGGUGCAGGGAUUGGCGCUAGAGGGAGCGAGGGAAGAGACUCAGGCUCAGAAAUGGAGAGUGGUGCUACAACUGUGGGGUCUGGUGGGCAUGUGGUUCGGAUUGGGUUCGGUGAUUCGAGCCAAUCGCUGUCACCCAAAGCUCACUUGUACAGCUUCCUGGAAGGAGAUAGGUCUGGUGGGGUGGCAACAGGUUCGUUCAGAGGCUCGGCAGUCAAGUUUGGAGGCUCGUUUGUGGGAGUGGUAGGCGAGGGGGGGGAGGAGGAGAAAGGGGAGGUGAAAUAUCAGAUGAAUGGGGGAGCGGUGGUGGGAGGGGCAGGAGGGGCCGAAGGGGCAGGAGGGGGGCCAGGGGCAGGACCAGGGGUAGGAGGGGCAGAAGUGGGGGGUGGGGCAGGAGCUGGGGCAGGAGACGCAGGAGGAGGGGGAGGGGUGCGCGUGUUGCGCAAUUCCAUGGAGUCAGACAGGGGGGAAGAUGGGGGAGGGGUUGGCACGGUGUGCCACAGCACGGAGGCAGCGCUGGUGCUGACGGAUUCGAACAAGAAUGGCCACUGCAGCCGCGUCUAUGCUCUGGCUGUAGCACACCAGCUCAUCUGUAGCGGCGCGGGGGAUACCUUUGUUAAGGUGGGUGCUGGGCCACCUUCGUCAAGGUGGGUGCUGGGCUGUUUUCUUUUCAUCAUGCCCAUCAUCAUGCCCUCCCACCCCAUCCAUCCUGCCUCUUCAACUCCUCCCCCACCACAUUGA
Closterium sp. Yama58-4 is the source of this 1755-nucleotide messenger RNA. NCBI's taxonomy places the organism in Eukaryota, Viridiplantae, Streptophyta, Zygnematophyceae, Desmidiales, Closteriaceae. The record is from the annotation of a GenBank genome assembly.